AUCCCUCUCCGUGCGUCGUCCCCCUCUCCCCUGGUGCGUCGUGAGCGGGCGACAUGAGCGCCAACGGCCACAAGCUGAGAAGCUUCGUCGAGGCAAACUUCUCUGGCGGUGUGGGGACCAGCCUCUGGAUGAACUCCUUCCGCAAGGACGGCAACGGCGGCGCGACUGCGCCGGUCAGCAAGAGCCUGCUGACGGCUGAUCAGCGGCGGCAGUACGAGGAGCAGGGCUACCUGGUGGUGCCGGGCCUCAUGCCGGCCUCGCUCAUGGCACAGGCCAGCCGGAUGGACAUUGCCCUGGAGCAGAGGGAAAAGCUGGACGCCGACGCACAGGCCAGGCUCGAGAGGACCAUGCGCGACGUCCUGUCCCAGUACAGGCGAACCUCGCAGGUUCUCGACUGGGUGGAACAGUUUUGCGGCGCCAAGGUUCUCUCCCUCGGUGCCAUGUACGUCAGCGUACCACCAGCAGGCGGCCAUGGACAACUGGCGCUGCACCAGAACGCUAAUUUCCUGCCCUUCUCGGACGACGAGGAGCGCCUGGUGUCGGUGUGGACGGCCAUCGACUGCCCCGGAGUCAACUCCCUGUUCGCAGUGCCCGGUUCGCACAAGGGUCCCGCCCUGCAGCACAGCGUCGAAGACGGCAUCAUAAUCGACCCAAUGUUCGAGGAUGUCGGCGCUGUGGCCGUGGACGCGCAACCCGGUGACGCAGUGUUUAUCCACCCGAGGCUCGUGCACGGAACGGCACCCAACCGUUCGAGCACUUACCGCAAGGAAAUGAUUUCGCACUACGCCCACAGCGGCGUCCGGUAUAUUGACAAGCCGUCAGCCAAUCAGGACUACUGGAAGGACAGCGCCUACAUUGUUCGCAGCGCCGACAGCCGUCUCUGAAGAGGAAACACGAAGGACUCACCGUGGAGUGCACCGUUCCCU
This is a messenger RNA of Rhipicephalus sanguineus (brown dog tick), 926 nucleotides long. RefSeq names its product phytanoyl-CoA dioxygenase, peroxisomal. The coding region runs from base 54 to 884 and encodes 276 amino acids. The record is from RefSeq and is a predicted model, not a curated record. The transcript has 7 exons. Gene Ontology annotation, molecular function: phytanoyl-CoA dioxygenase activity. NCBI's taxonomy places the organism in Eukaryota, Metazoa, Arthropoda, Arachnida, Ixodida, Ixodidae. Gene Ontology annotation, biological process: fatty acid alpha-oxidation.